ACAACUCCCUAGGGCGUCCCACAGGGUCGCACUUCGCUGCCUUGACGCCAGUGCGGUGAAAUCCUUCCGCGGAAGUAGUUAGGCCCUGCAAUGGUUCAUUUGGGGCAGCCCAUGAGGUUCGCUGGUCAGACGUUAAACAAACGGUGUUGUUUUGGUGAAUCGGAGUUAAAUAUGUUAACAUGUAAAAGUGUUAGGUUAACAGGUUAACAUGUUGAACACCGUGCUCACGAGCCGUGUCGCAGAGACGCGCGGCUGGCAGCGAGCUGUUGGUAGUGACGUCACAUUACUCGCGCUCUUCAAGACUCUUCAACCCUAUCCCAUUAUAGAAGAAGAUGCCUGGCAUGAUGGACAGGGGCUCCGAGUACCUGGGGAAGGGACGCUCCAACGGCGCAAAGAGUCCGUCGAACGCGUCCAACGGACACUUCUCUGAAGAGAGCGCUAGCGACGAAGAGCACGAUGUGGGAAUGCGCGUGGGGGCAGAUUAUCAAGCCUCUGUCCCGGACUUUGACCCUGGUGUGUCCCCGGCAGGCAACACCAGGGAUGGAGAGAAAGACGGUGGAGGGAUGUUGGUUUGGGCACCAUACCACUCCAUCGUUGAAUCCAAACUAGAUGAAUACAUCUCCAUCGCCAAGGAGAAGCAUGGCUAUAAUGUUGAACAAGCCCUUGGCAUGUUGUUCUGGCACCAACACAACGUGGAGAAGUCUCUGGCGGACCUGCCCAACUUCACCCCCUUCCCUGACGACUGGACAGUGGAAGACAAGGUCCUGUUUGAGCAGGCCUUCAGCUUCCACGGCAAGAGCUUCCACCGCAUCCAGCAGAUGCUUCCAGAUAAGUCCAUCUGCAGCCUGGUGAAGUACUACUACUCCUGGAAGAAGACCCGCUCUCGAACCAGCCUGAUGGACCGGCAGGCCCGCAAGCUGGCCUCCAGGAACGCCCCGGAAGACAGUGAUGAGGAGAUGGAGGAGGCCAAUCCAGUCGAAGCCAACGACAGCGACUACGACCCCAACAAGGACGCCAAGAAAGAGAGCCCUGCUGAGGCCCAGGCUGUGACCACUAAGCCCGGGCCGGCCCGCCGGGAGUACCAGACCCUGCAGCACCGGCACCACUCCCAGCGCUCCAAGUGCCGUCCCCCCAAAGGGAUGUAUCUGAGCCAGGAGGACGUGCUGGCCGUCUCCUGCAGCUUCAGCGCAGCCAAUGGCCUCCUCCGUCAGCUGGACACGGAGCUGGUGUCACUCAAAAGACAGGUUCAGAACGCCAAGCAGAUGAACAGUGGUCUGAAACAUGGGGUGGAAAUGGGCAUUGAUGAUUUUCGGCUUCCAGAGAGCAACCAGAAGAUGAAUGCUCGUUGGACGACUGAUGAACAGCUUCUUGCCGUCCAGGGGGUCAGGAAGUAUGGGAAGGACUUCCAGGCCAUCGCAGACGUCAUCGGCAACAAGACCGUCGGCCAGGUGAAGAACUUCUUCGUGAACUACAGACGGCGUUUUAACCUGGAGGAGGUCCUUCAAGAGUGGGAGGCGGAGCAGGGAAGCCACGCCCCCAACGGAGAGGGCAGCCCCCCUGGGGAAGCCGGGAAAAACAGCUCCAACACGUCAGGGAAGAGCACUGACGAGGAUGACGAGGAGGGUCAGCUGACUUCCUCCUCUCUGUCUCCUGCGCUGUCUUUGAUCGCCCAGAGCUCCUCCCUCCACCUGCCCCCCCCUCUCCUGAGACCCUCCCUUCCCGCCACCCCCGCUUUGCAUCGCCAGCCCCCUCCCCUGCAGCAGCAAGCCCGCUUCCUCCAGCCCCGCCCCUCCCUCAGCCAGCCCCGCCCCUCCCUCAGCCAGCCCCGCCCCUCCCUCAGCCAGCCCCGCCCCUCCCUCAACCAGCCGCCGCCCCUCAUCCGGCCCUCCAGCGCCCUGCUCCCCCGCCUCAACCCCCGACCCGUCGCACCCCCCGCCGGCCUGCAGCUCACAAACAAAUCAGAACCCUCCUCUUCCCUCCACUAACCAAUCAGAAACCUCCUGCUCUGCUAACCGACACUUCCUUCCCCUCCCCCACCUUCCCUCACCUGCAUCCCAACUAGCCUCCACCUACUCCAGGUGUUGAACUAAUCGUAUAAGGAGGGGAACAUUAUGGUUUCUGUUGAAGAUCUUGGACCAGACCGGCCUCCAAACCCACUGGUCCGCCUGUUGAAGAUCUUAGACUAGACCAUCCUCCAAACCCACUGGUCAGCCUGUUGAAGAUCUUAGGACUAGACCAGCCUCCAAACCCACUGGUCCGCCUGUUGAAGAUCUUAAGGCUAGACCAUCCUCCAAACCCACUGGUCAGCCUGUUGAAGAUCUUAAGACUAGACCAGCCUCCAAACCCACUGGUCAGCCUGUUGAAGAUCUUAAGACUAGACUAGCCUCUAAUCACUGGUUCGCCCUUUGAAGAUCUUAAGGUGCGUUCAUACCAAACGCGAAGGGACGACACGACUCCAUACAAAGUCAACGUAGAGACGUGAAUCGGGUUUUGAUUUGUCGCGCGACACUUUCGCCCUGCACUGGCGAGAGCGUUCGUGAGGAUUUGCAGUGCGACCAAUUCGUUCGAGUUGAAAUAUUUCAACUUUGCAGCGACAUUCGCGUGAUGACAGCCAAUUAGCGUUCAACAGCGUGGCCACUGAGUGACAUGUGUAACGUAACAGCCAAUCAGCGUUCAACCGGCCAACCGUUCCCUGCAGUGCAGUCCAGGGUGAACCGCAGCACAGUCGCCUGACAAAACUUGCACAGCGACAGUUUAUGAUUUGUCGCGCGACAAAUCUUGGGGGGGACAACGCGAUUGGGCGACAAAUGUGUCUUUCGGUGUGAACACACCUUUAGACUAGACCAUCCUUCGAUCGCCUGCUGAAGAUCGGAGGUAAAGAAGGGUUCUCGGCAUUGUUCAACAAACAGAACAGGAAACAACUUCUUCAUGACCUCAAAAGUCUGUCUUGAUUUUGUGUUGUGUUGUCAAUCAUCUGAAAAUGUUCCACAUCCAAAUGUACAAAUACUCUUAGCCUUCAUUUCUUCUCCAUUUGUGGGAAUGUAUUUCAUUGUAAAAGUGCUCUUAUGUCAUCAACGUCUAGCUGGAACAUUUAUGGAUAUGGACAAUUAAAACUGGUAGCUAAAUGGGCUUUAGUUGAAAGUGAAAUGUUGAUGUAACUACUGUUUGUUUGCGGUAUUAAGACCUGUCUAUCUAAUGGUUAUAAGUUAAGUCCUUAAUUAAUUUAUCAAUACAGAUUACUUUUAUCAGACA
Molecule: messenger RNA, 3252 nt
Organism: Gadus morhua (Atlantic cod)
Lineage: Eukaryota; Metazoa; Chordata; Actinopteri; Gadiformes; Gadidae
Gene: rcor3
Product: REST corepressor 3
Exons: 12
Coding region: 333-1985 (550 amino acids)
Biological process (GO): negative regulation of DNA-templated transcription; regulation of transcription by RNA polymerase II
Cellular component (GO): transcription regulator complex; histone deacetylase complex
Molecular function (GO): transcription corepressor activity
Source: RefSeq, a predicted model, not a curated record